This is a messenger RNA of Seminavis robusta, 1203 nucleotides long. The record is from the annotation of a GenBank genome assembly. NCBI's taxonomy places the organism in Eukaryota, Bacillariophyta, Bacillariophyceae, Naviculales, Naviculaceae.
AUGCCCAUCAAACGAAAGAAGAAACGAAGGACCAUGAGAUCAAGUAGGGGAUUGUUACUAGUACCCGUUGGCUUCUGUGCGUUGUUCCUGCUAGAGCGUGCACAUGGAGCAGCAGCAGCCGCCGUGGCGGAAGACGUGAUCAGCCACCCCCACGAGAACGGCAGUAUUGGCCAUGUUGAGAGUGAUGAUGAUGAGCACGCGCACGAGACUAGUACUGUGGAGUUGGAAGAAGACGACCGUUCUUGGUUGGAUGUGUUUGGGGAAGUUUCCAAAGAGUACUUGACGACGCAAAUGAUUCCUCCUACGGAUGCCUCAUGUGUCUGGGAUUGGAGAGUGGCUCGUUGUGAACCUUUUUGUCAGUGUGCCUUUCUUCCGUCGUGGGGCGACUAUCAUUUGGGACGUAGUUGUCGCUAUCGUCCGAAUUCCAAUUCCCCCGAGGAAUGCAACCUGUCUUCCCAAUUGACAUUUGAUCACUUGCGACUAGAAUACAGCUUGGAAGAGCAACAGCAGCAGCAAGAUGACGCAACGAUGACAAAACAAGGAAAUAAUAGUGACACACCAGCCCUCAAACAACUGCUCUUUCAGACGGUCAAGGCUAUACAAACCAUUCGAGAUUAUUUGCAGAAAUGGACUCUGAAAAUAAAGCAAAACACGCAACAUCAUUACGAACAUCUACAGGAACAAACUUGUGCUGAUUUGGCCACCUUCAUCAUGGAGGAGAGUGAUGCCAGUACUAAUAAUUCAUCCUCCUCCAACACGUGUGUGCCCCCGGCUGACCUAAGUUGGAAACAAGCACUCCUUUGCCAGGGAUGGGAAGCGGUUUGUGAACAGCAGGACACAGCCACCAGUCGACAAUUCCCAUGGCAAAUCCCACAAUCAUGGAAAGAAUUAUGGGACAAAAUUAAACCCAAGGACGAAGCGGAGGAGGAAGAAAGCAAUGAUAUUCCGCAGGAAUUCUCCUCGCUCUUGCCCAAUUGGUCCACGGCUUCAGAUUGGUCGGCAGGGAUCGCCAUGCCCAAACCACAACCGCAAAAACCGAGACGAAAACCUAGAAUUGGAAAGACAAUCCUUUCUAACACAGCAGACCGUGAAGGAUUUGCAGGCAUUUCCAAUACUAAUAGUAUGCAGGCACCGCCAGUCGGGGGUACUAGUGCUGCAGAGGAAUCUGAGGAUGAAAUGCAAAUGGAUUCUACGGCCCAUUAG